AUGCCAACCCCCGACCUGCCUCCGGAAAUAUGGCUGGAAAUCCUGGAAUACUUUCCUCCGACUUUCGUCCCAAAGAUGAUGGGUGUAAACAGGUUCCUGUUCGAGCUGGGGAUGAACUACAAAUAUGAAGAGGUUAGGUUAAUUUCAGACGACAAGCCUUCGCUGAGAGCCUUCCAGCAACUAGGACACCAGAACAUUGCAAAGCGCGUCCGCCAUUUGUACCUCCGCCCUGCAUUUCUUCCGGGCAUCGACGAAGACCCCUCGCUCCCUGAAGCGACGGGCUGUUUCGACUGGCUUUCGUCCUUGAAGCCUUCGUCCUUGAAAUCUUCGAAACCGCCAGCCACAAUCACCGAGAGAAUUCUACAAGUCGCAUCCAGGUCCCUAACGAAUUGCACCAACCUUCGGGAGCUCUCCAUCGUCAUCUACGACCAUGUUGUCACUCCUUCCUUCGCCGCGUUUCUUGACCAGAUAUGGGAUACAGUCGGAGAGAGUCUGCAGAAGCUUUCAAUCCAAACCACAGCAGCCAAAAUUCCCUCCCUCCUCAGCUCAAUUAGCAAACAGAAAGGGAAGAUCCCCAACUUUAACUCGUUCGAACUCGUCAUUAUGAACUCUCGGUUCCCGUUAUCCUCCCAGCAACCCAUGGAGGCGACCCGAACGAUUGAACAGUUUAUCAUGGUCUUCAAGGAAAACAUUCACCAUAUCUCAUUCUCCACCCUCACCACCUUCGAUCUCGCACCCUUGUUUCAAUACCUCACCAACAAACUCCUCCCCAAACUGACCAAGUUUGAGCUUUGGUUCGUCAUGUGUCAUGCAACCCUUUCAAACCGCGCGAACCUCUCCUCUUUUUUACAAGCGAAUAGCGAGACGCUGGAGCAUCUGGUAUUACAACCGCGCCCAAAGUUCGACGUCUUCUUUCCAGACCACGGCAUCGAUAUCCUCGAUCGGUGGCUCUGGGAGGUGUCGUCGGCCAUCACCCUCCCCAAUCUCCACACCUUAGACGUCGGUACCACUGCUACAUGGAAGGACGACCCGCAAGGAUGGGCCCGGGGCAGGGUGUCGCUACCCAUGCUCGUGCCUGACAUUGCUCCCACCCUCCGACACCUCAUUCUCCGCAAUUACCCUUUCUCGAUAGCAGAGGUGAAAAGCGUCCUGGAAGCCACAAAUGGGGUUCUAUUGUCUCUUGAAAUCUGGGUGGAGAUCUUCUCACCCAAGAUGCUCGAUUCGCUCGCCAACGAAUGGACACCGUGUCUCCGAGACCUCACUCUGGCUUAUUGCAAUAUUGGUACCUGUGCCACCAUUCCAGAUGCCACCUACUCCGAGAUGCUGGCAGUGCGCACUCAGAUAUCGAGCAGAAGGUAUCCAAAAUGGGGGCUGAAACGAUUGAGGCUCGGGAACAGGGGAAGCUGUGGGGAAAUCCAUGUUGACAGAGCUCUGUCCCAGGCGGUGAAAGAUACGGUAACGACUAAUGUGGAGGUUUACGACGAAGACAAGUGUUUCUGUUAUCGAUCUCAAUAG
Molecule: messenger RNA, 1515 nt
Organism: Coprinopsis cinerea okayama7#130
Lineage: Eukaryota; Fungi; Basidiomycota; Agaricomycetes; Agaricales; Psathyrellaceae
Exons: 2
Coding region: 1-1515 (504 amino acids)
Source: RefSeq, a predicted model, not a curated record